AUGGCACAAACCGGCGUUAAGCUCGAGCUAGAUAGUCCCAAGACUUCAUUGGAUCUAGUUACGUCAUGGAGGGAAGAAGGAAAUUCGCUUUUCAGUCAUGGGGAUGUUGAUGAUGCUUUAGAGUAUUAUGGUUUUGUUGGUGUGAUGCUUAGUCUAAUUGUCUUGGAGGAGGAAGUUGCUACAAGUUUUUGCAAAUUAGCUUUUUGCAUCUUGCUGAAUUUAGCUGCUUGGAGCCUGAAGAAAAAUGAAUUUGAUCAAGUUGGACUUCUUUGCUAUGUUGUUUUAAGCUUUGACCCGUGCAAUGUGAAAGCUUUGUUUAGAAGAGCUAAAGCAUCAAUGGGAAAAGGAAGGUGUGAUUUAGCUUAUUGGGAUUUGCCGCAAGCCUCUAAGAUUGACUCAUCAAACAAAGAAACUGCUAAGAAAUUAAAUGAAGUUCGGAGUUCAUUUAUUAAGCAGAAGGAUCAUCCAAUUGGAUUAGGGUUGGAACCAUUGCCACCAAGGAAAAAGAUGAAGGAACAAUAUCAGGAAGAAGGAGAACGUUCUCCUAAGUGA
Beta vulgaris subsp. vulgaris (sugar beet) is the source of this 552-nucleotide messenger RNA. RefSeq lists its product as uncharacterized. Lineage: Eukaryota; Viridiplantae; Streptophyta; Magnoliopsida; Caryophyllales; Amaranthaceae. The record is from RefSeq and is a predicted model, not a curated record. Bases 1 to 552 code for a protein of 183 amino acids. Gene Ontology annotation, molecular function: protein binding. The transcript has 2 exons.